UACAAGUCUGGACAGCCUGCCUCAGCACAGAGAUGCACAGUUGACGAAUCCCUCCGCCGACACACUGCCAUGCCCUCAGUGAUGGAGCGCUCGGGGUCCGGGGUCCUUUCCAGGAGCAGAGCAAAGACUGUAACCAACGGCAACAGCCAACCACACUCUGAAGAAGAGAGCAGCGAUGAAGAGCAUGCUCAUGACAGUAUGAUCAGAGUGGGGGGAGACUACCAGGCACAGAUCCCAGAGUUCAAACCAGACAGUCCAACCCGCUGCAAUGAGAAGGACGAGAGGAGCAUGUUGGUCUGGCGUCCCAACAGUCAGCUUUCUGAUGCAAUGUUGGACGAGUACAUACUGAUGGCUAAAGAGAAACAUGGAUACAACAUGGAGCAGGCUCUGGGCAUGUUAUUAUGGCACAAACAUGAUGUGGAGCGCUCGCUUGCUGACCUGGCCAACUUCACCCCGUUCCCAGACGAGUGGACAGUGGAGGACAAAGUGCUGUUUGAGCAGGCCUUCAGCUUCCACGGCAAGAGCUUCCACCGCAUCCAGCAGAUGCUUCCAGACAAGCUGAUCUCCAGCCUUGUGAAGUACUACUACAGCUGGAAGAAGACCAGGACCAGGACCUCUGUCAUGGACCGACAGGCCAGGAGGCUGGUCAGCAAGAGAGAGAAAGAUGACAGUAAUGAUGAGAUUGAGGAAGGAGACCCUGGCAGUGACAGUGACUUUGAGAUUGACGCCAAGAAAGAGGCAGUGAAACAGAACCCCAACAGUGCCAACUCUAACAAGGCCACCCCCAGUCGCUCUGGGCCGGUGAAGAAGGAAAAUAUCGGAGCUCAGUACCGCCACCACCCGCUCAGAGCCCGCCGCAGGCCACCUAAAGGCAUGUACCUGGAGCAGGGAGACAUCAUGUCGGUGUCAGCCUCCCACAACGCCGGGGUGCUAACUAUUCAACAGCUGGACACACAGUUGGUGUCACUCAAGAGACAGGUCCAGUCUAUUAAACAGAACAACAGUAGUUUGAAACAGAGCUUAAAUGAAGGUGUUAACACUUUCAAACCAGCUGAGCCUGUCAAUAAGAUGAACUCUCGUUGGACCACAGAGGAGCAGCUCCUGGCUGUGCAGGCUAUCCGUCGCUAUGGUAAAGACUUUGCAGCCAUUGCUGAGGUGAUCGGGACCAAGACACCAGCUCAGGUGAGUUCCUUCUUCGUGAGCUACCGGCGCCGGUUCAACCUGGACGAGGUGCUGAGGGAGUGGGCGGCCGAGCAGGUGGCCACCAGCCGAGACCAGAGAGACCUCAGGAGGAGCAGCGAGGAGAUGGCAGCCGCUACAGACGGAGCGGCCGAGGAGGACGAGGUCAAAAUGGAGGACUCCCCCUCGGACGCCGCCAGCGGCUCCUCUCCUCCCUCCUCCACCCAGACCCCCUCCUCCCUCUCCCAGCCUCCUCCACUGCUGCGCCCUGCACCUCCGUCGGCUCCCCCCAGCCUCCUCCGUCAGCCUCCUCCUCUGCAGACACGCCCGCUCCAGAACAGAGCGCCCCACAACCACCCUCCCCCUCCGCUCAUCCGACCCGCAGUCACCACCUCGUCCUCCACCGGGAGCUCCAGCCUCAGGGCCUCUCCUCCCAGCUCCUCCUCUGCUGCAGGGCAGCUCCCUCCAUCGCUGGUCGGGCUCAAAGUGGAGCAGCCCACCUCGCACUGAUAUACACACACACACGACAAUAGGAAUAGAAGCACACACACAAAUUAGCAUGCAGACAAACACACAAACACAAUGCUUUCUCUUCUCUCCAGAGAAAAUUCCUUCACCCUGUAACUUCCAUCACCCCUAGCCUUUGUUCCUGGGACCAUUACACAUCACAAGUUCAGGUCCCUAAGGUGACAUCACAGCUCUUAAAAUGCAGGAAGAUCCCCUCAGUAAGGCAGUGGCCUGAAGCCCCUUUACUGUACUAACAAACACCUACCUCCAGACCAACACAUACACACACACACCUCCCUGAACAACACACCUCCCUGAACAACACAAAAAGAGACACUGGAUCAUCUAGCUGUUGAAGAAAGCCAUGACCACAGAGCGCAAAACACAGCGCUAUCGAUAUUAAUUUCGUUAUUUUUAAACACAUCAAAAUAGAUUCAUAACAAAUUAAACAAGGUUUAUUUCAACUGACUGUCAUAUUGGACUGGUACAGCAUGAAUAAAUAAGGACCAUG
Messenger RNA from Perca fluviatilis (European perch), 2197 nucleotides. RefSeq names its product REST corepressor 2 (gene rcor2). Gene Ontology annotation, molecular function: transcription corepressor activity. The transcript is spliced from 14 exons. NCBI's taxonomy places the organism in Eukaryota, Metazoa, Chordata, Actinopteri, Perciformes, Percidae. Gene Ontology annotation, biological process: negative regulation of DNA-templated transcription; regulation of transcription by RNA polymerase II. The record is from RefSeq and is a predicted model, not a curated record. Gene Ontology annotation, cellular component: transcription regulator complex; histone deacetylase complex. The coding region runs from base 70 to 1689 and encodes 539 amino acids.